Messenger RNA from Amorphotheca resinae ATCC 22711, 1341 nucleotides. RefSeq lists its product as hypothetical. Bases 292 to 1191 code for a protein of 299 amino acids. The record is from RefSeq and is a predicted model, not a curated record. Lineage: Eukaryota; Fungi; Ascomycota; Leotiomycetes; Helotiales; Amorphothecaceae. Gene Ontology annotation, molecular function: hydrolase activity. The transcript has a single exon.
CGAUCGUCUCCGUACACCCCUCUUUGAACCAACACGCCCAACAAAACCCUAAUGAAGGGGGGUAUCAAGACUUGGUAACCACUCAUUAGAAGUAUCUUCAGGAGUACGACCAACAGAACUCCUUGACCGAGUGUUCAGGGCAACACUGUUACAUCGAGCUUUCAGGCAUAAUUCCAAGUGGCUGUUAGAUAGAUACCUUACUCAAGAACACAAGUGAUAUUCUUAUUUCAUUUUCUACGACAUACCCAAAGAGAACUCGUCCUACUUCAGCCGCAAUAUUUAUAUUUCAAGAUGUUUGAAGGCUUCUCCGAAUUCGACAUUGCCGUAUCAAACUCUCCCGAUGUCACAAUCCACGGCAUUAGAUCCGGUAACGGGGAACCUCUCCUCCUCCUCCACGGAUUCCCGCAGACGCACCACAUGUGGCAUCUAGUUGCUCCACAGCUCGCGUCCGCCUUCACCGUGAUCUGCAUAGACCUGCGAGGCUACGGGCGCUCCUCCAAACCGGCGUCUUCCAGCUCCGCCAAGCACGCGCCCUACUCGAAGUCAUCCAUGGCUCGAGAUUGCGUCGCCGUCAUGGCCCAUUUCGGAUUUCAGAGCUUUUCCAUCCUGGCCCACGAUCGCGGCGCGCGCGUCGCGCAUAAGCUAUGUGUUGAUUACCCAGAGCGCGCGCGGAAGCUCAUGAUGCUGGAUAUCUGCCCCACGCUCACCAUGUACGAGGCGACGAAUCAGGACUUCGCGACGGCGUAUUGGCAUUGGUUCUUCCUCGUCCAGCCGGCCCCCUUCCCGGAGACGCUGAUCUUGAAGAAUCGAGAAGUGUUCCGGGAGAAGUUCUUUGGGGGCGCGGGGUAUGCUGGCGGUAAGGAGGAGUAUCAUCCGGAGGCGAUGAGGGAGUAUUUGGCACAGUUGGUGGAUCCAGAGGCGGUGCAUGCUAUGUGUGAGGAUUACCGUGCAGCUGCGACGGUGGAUUUGGAGGAGGCAAGAGAAGAUAGGGAAAAGGGGAGGAAGAUCAAAUGUCCCGUGAGGGUGCUGUGGGGGAAGAAAGCGGUUAUUGAGAGAUGUUUUGAUGCGAUGAAGGAGUGGAGAGCUGUUAGUGAGGGGGCGGUGGAUGGAGAGGCUGUGGAUAGUGGGCAUUAUGUUGCAGAGGAGGUACCGGAUGUGGUGUUGAAGAAUGCGAUGGAGUUUUUUGGUUGAUGAAGGAAUGGUUGUAUUGGACUGGAGAUAGAGUGACGAAACACGAUGGCGAGGACCUCUUGAAGCUCAUCUGCACUGGCAAUAUGAACCUGACGAGGUUUUUGAUACUCAUGGCUGUAGGGAGGAAAAUCUAGCAUCCAAAUAUCUAAG